Molecule: messenger RNA, 8300 nt
Organism: Solea senegalensis (Senegalese sole)
Lineage: Eukaryota; Metazoa; Chordata; Actinopteri; Pleuronectiformes; Soleidae
Gene: axin1
Product: axin 1
Exons: 12
Coding region: 1608-4160 (850 amino acids)
Biological process (GO): negative regulation of canonical Wnt signaling pathway
Source: RefSeq, a predicted model, not a curated record
CCUUUACUCUAAAAUGUCUUUUCAUCCAUCUCUCUCCUCCAUUCUUUACAUUUACUGGACUGUUUUCACAACUUCAUACAAUAGGUGGAUGUACAAAGUUUAAGUUAAUCGUCAUUUUGUGAUGUAGUUCGUAGAAAAAGAGUAUAAUGUUCGUUGAACACAACACAGUAUGCUCAGCUGCUCUGUGUGUAACACGGGUGCAUAUCACUCAUGCCUGUUGGGUUUGUUGCCAUAGCUACGACACGACUGUGCAGACAAUCAUCUGGUCCCUGGUUCCUCCAAUAGGGUCGCAUGGCUGAAGCUGCAAUAUAAAGUAAAGAUGCUCAUCAUUCAGCGCUCGACUAGCAAGAAUCAGAAACAGGUUCAUGAGUGUGGAAAAGUAUAGCAGAGUGGCAGGCAGGGGGGGGGGACUGACUGCAUCCAGGCAUGGUGGACCACAGAAGACGAGAUCCGAGGAGCCACACAGCAGGAGAGGAAGGUGAGGAUCGGAGCAUCUGCCAUUUUGAAAGGCGACCCGUCUUAUUGUUCGCCGACAGAGUUUGGCGGAACAAAACAGUGACAGUAAACAAGAAACGCCCUUUGCAUUCGGCGUGUUGAAUAGCCAAAAAGGGGACCAGAAGCAACAGAAAAGGAAGUGUCACUUUACAUGAAAUGCAUCAGUUGGAUGAAAGCAGAGUCUGCUUGUAGUUUGUAAACGUAGUCGGACGCCGCUCAAGUGGAAAUUAGUUUCAUUUGGUAAGAUCAAAGAAAUGCAGCUCAUCUUUUUUUCGAGAUACAGCUGGAAAUUCAAAACGUCAAAGAUGAUUCUUCAAAGUUUUUAGAAUGUAUUGUGAAAAAAAUUGAAAGUAGUGGUGUAAAUCAAGCAGAGAUCCAUUAAUGAAUGGAAAAGAUUCAUGGUGGAGCUUUGAAGCCUUGGCUUGUUGAAAUCAAAGGCCUGAGAGCUAAAAAUUAUUAUUAGUUUUUGUUUUUUGUGUGCUCUCCAUAUCUCUGAGAGAAACAAAUUUGGUCAGUUAAGCUCCGGCUUGGAAAAGGACAACAGCCAAUGCAGCUUGUUCAAGCUGCCCCCCUACUGGGCGGCCCAUGAGCCUGUCGAUAUGGUGCUUUUUUGAUGUUGGAUGGGAAAUAAGAACCCCCCACAACAAACACAGAGAGGGGCUGGAAGAGAAAAAGAGAGGGCAGAAAGGGAAGAACCAUCGACAGAUGGACUUUGUUGUGAUUAAAGAUGGCGGCACUCUUGACUGCAGACUGCGAAGGACUACAGACGAUCCAUAGAAAAGCGGCGGGAGCUGUCUGCGAUCCAGCACAACAAAACCGAGAAGAACACAGCGAGGUGAACAAGCAGGAACAAAUGGAGAGCACUGGUGGUCUAUCAUGGUGCCACAGGAACUUCCAUUUCAUGGACAUGACAGGGACAUUAUCUAUCCUGCAGACCAAUGUUUUUAAUGACUGCAAAAUGGAAACUACAAUAAAUGGACUUACAGCAGGAGGGUGCAUGAGGAGGACAAUCACACUCAAGGAGAUUUUUGGUACUGGCGUACAUAGAGGUCUGGAUCUAAUCGUUGUGUGGUGUGUGCUCCACGAGGACGUGGUCUGCGGAUGCUGGGACUAUGAGCGUCAGCGACAAAAGGGGCUGCCUAUCAGACCUGGCAGGCAGCUUCAAUGAGGAUGCUCCAAGACCUCCAGUACCAGGGGAGGAAGGUGAGCUGGUGUUUAGUGAUGGACGCCAGUGCUGUAACUUCUCCUCAAAGAAUGAGAGCCUUAAAUGUGAGGCUUCGGUGGCUAUGCCAAGGAGACCAGACUUGGACCUGGGUUAUGAGCCCGAGGGCAGCGCCUCUCCGACCCCACCCUACUUAAAGUGGGCCGAAUCUCUUCACUCCCUCCUGGAUGAUGAGGAUGGUAUCCAUCUGUUUAGGAUGUUCCUCAAGCAGGAGGAGUGCGUGGACAUGCUGAACUUCUGGUUUGCGUGCAGUGGCUUCCGCAAACAAGAAGCUAAUGAGGGUUACGAGGAGAAGAAGGUGAAGCUGGCGAAGGUCAUCUAUAAGAAGUUCAUCUUGGACAACAAUGGGAUUGUCUCCAGACAGAUCAAACCAGCUACUAAGUCCUUCAUCAAAGACUGUGUGAUGAAGCUUCACAUUGACCCUGCGAUGUUUGACCAGGCUCAGACCGAGAUACAGACUAUCAUGGAGGACAACACCUACCCUUUAUUCCUUAAGUCUGACAUCUAUUUGGAAUAUACAGGUGGUGAGAGCCCCAAGCUGCACAGCAAUCAGAGCUCUGGUUCUGGCAAUGGAAAAGGGAUGUCGGGGUACUUGUCGACCGUGAUUGAAGGUGAGGAGUGGAGAUGUGACCACGAGUCAGAGGAGCAGCCCCCGUGUGACCCCACACCGAGCAGCCGGCUUACCCAGGAGCUGCUCAUGGAGACGGCACCACAGCGAGUUGCCAGCAGUGCAAGAUUCCAGGACAACCACGAGUACAGGCACACAUCAUGUCGGGAGUCCAUCAACCCUUACUUCAUCAACACCAUUGAUACUAUGGCUCCUGCCACCAGUGCCAACGACAGUGAGCAGCAGAGUAUGUCCAGCGACGCAGACACAAUGUCCCUCACCGACAGCAGUGUAGAUGGGGCGCCACCCUACAGAUACCGCAAACAGCAUCGCCGGGAGAUGCACGAAAGUGCCAAAGCAAAUGGGCGAGUGCCACUACCUCAUAUCCCACGCACAAACCGGAUUCCAAAGGACAUUCAUGUGGAGCCGGAGAGGUUUGCUGCAGAGCUGAUCAACAGACUGGAGGUCGUGCUGCAGGAGAGAGAGGAUCAAGCAAAACUGGAGGAGCGACUGAAGAGAGUUCAGUUGGAAGAGGACGGUGAUGAGCUCGUCAUGUCCACAGCCACAGCAUUUGGUGGUCAAAGGUUUCCCCCUGGUGUUUAUCCUCAGAAUUACAAUGCUCGCUAUGCAGACAUCACCUACAGUGGUGCUUUACCAAGGGACGCUCACGAGGAGAACCCCGAGAGCAUCCUGGAUGACCACGUGCAGCGGGUCAUGAAGACUCCCGGCUGCCAGUCGCCCAGAGCAGGUCGCUAUUCGCCCAAGUCGCGCUCACCCGACAGUUUCCCGGGAGGGAAAGCAACGGGACUUGGAAUGUCUCUGCCAUCAAGCCAGGGCAAACAUCCGUCCAGGCACGGGCCGAAGGGAGAAUCCAGUCACCUGUACCACCACAAACACAUGCAUCACACCCACCAUGCGGGCACUGGGAAGCCCAGAGAGCAGGUGGAGGCUGACGCAGCCGUGCGUGUGCACGGCAGCUUUUCCUGGGGCGCAGAGACGAGUCAUUAUGCAUCAAAGUCUCGCAGCUAUGCAGAUGGCAUGGGAUCUAACCCCAUUGAGCAUACAGGUAGCAAAGGUGGCUUGCACUGUAAAAGAGUGUACAAGAAAGGUGAGGACGUGCGGCCUUAUGACAUGCUGGGCUCUGGAGAGGACGUGGAGAAAAACCACAAGAUACUUUUGUGGCUGAUGGAGGGACAGAAAGAGAUGGUUCAACAUAAGAGGAGCACAUACGGGAGUACCACUGGAUCCAAGAGGACCACAGGCCACGAGGGCUCGUACCCGUGCGUCAGCAGCACGCAGCUGCGGAACAACGUGCAGCCAUCACACCCUUUCAUCCAGGAUCCCACCAUGCCACCCAAUCCAGCCCCCAGCCCCCUCACCCAGCUGGAGGAGGUUUGCCGGCGUCUUGAGGAGGAGAAGAUAAAGUCUGCUGUUUUACAGCCCAAACAAAGGUAUGUGAUGGAGGUGAUCCAGAGGGGUCGCACCACAGUCAGGCCGGCGCUGUUCCCUCCGCUCAGCAUGGUGCCCGCCGUUUCUGACAGCGAGCUCUCCGAGCCCGAACAUAAAACCACUAAAAAGACGACAUGUGAAAACACCGUUGUGGCGUAUUACUUCUGUGAAGAGCAGAUACCUUACAGGACGUCCGUCAAAGGCAGAGUCGUCACCCUGGGCCAGUUUAAAGAACUGCUAACAAAGAAAGGAAACUACAGGUAUUAUUUCAAGAAGGUGAGUGACGAGUUUGACUGCGGCGUGGUGUUUGAAGAAGUACGUGAGGACGACGCUGUCUUGCCCAUCUUUGAGGAGAAGAUCAUUGGCAAAGUUGAAAGGAUUGAUUGAAGUGCGUGUUUGAGAAGGAGUGGAAACUCUGCGAUGGAGCGAGGAGGUGAAGAGGAAGUGUUUUUAGGUAAAAGAAACGCCAGAGGGAUAGUAAUGCAGUAAAGGAGAGGAAGAGCAAAGUGACGUCGGGCCACAGAUGUUUAAAAAGAUGAAUGACGAACAAAAAGUGCUACUAAAAAGCUACAUAUUUUUGAUAUUGCGUAUCAGAGGUCAGAUGUUGUCCUUUCUAAAUUGUUCACACUUGUAAUUUUUUAUAUGUAUUGGUACCAGAUUGUGUACAGUGUGUUAAAAGAUAACAAAAUUUUAUAUCUAUUUAAGUAUUUAAAAAUGCUCAUUUUGAAGACGAUCGAAAAUAAUCUAUAGGGCUGAUUAUUAUUUUAUUUUGUUUUAUUAUUUGUUUUUCUUUCUUUGUUCAUCGUCAGGACGUGAUUAUUUUAAUACUUUAUUCAACCGAACUUUAUUUUGUAGCAUUGAGCCAGGCUGUGCUCGCGUCGUGUUACAUAACCACUGACUGCAACAAAAGAAAAUCUGCUCCUCCUGCAGAGUCUAAUGCAGCAGAGUCAUAAAACAGUACAUUUGUGAAGCUUAGGGUCACUUUUUGGUGAGAAAUAAUAACACAUUCAUAAUAAUUAUCUAAUAAUGUUUGUACAUUGAAGUUGUGUCAUACCUUAGGCUUGCAUUAAUGUACACGACACAGGUUAUGCUUAUAUUUCUGGUUCAUUGUAGGCGAUUCUGUUAAUUUACGCACAUUUAAGUUCUUCACGGCAUAUUUGACCCAGCACAACACACGAUGCAGUGUUAAUAAUAAUUCCAAUGAUUAUUAUAAUAAUCAGGGUUCCCACACCUUUUCUUGACAUCAAAUUUAAGGACUUUCCAGGAUUAAAUUCCCUCAGAUUCAAGGGCCGUAUGUGCUGACACAUUUACUCAUCAGUAAGAACCACUUCGUCCAUGGCGUCCACUUUUGAUUUUGAAGCACACUCUGUAUAUGGACAAGUGAUUGUCUUUGUGGUUUUGGACGAGUCGGUCAUUGUAAUUUGUCUUUGGGGAGACAGAGAUCUUUUAAUCGCAUCAUUGUUUUCUGUCUUGCUUUAUGUUACUUGCUCAUUGUUCUGCACGGAAUCUCACGUCAGUGUCAGUGGUCGCUAGUAAUUAUGACUCCACGUUUGUCAAUCGAUGAAAUGGUAGGUGGCGUCGUAAACAAAGAAGGGAGACCUAAAUAUCAACUUAACGUCUGUCUUGCAUACAAUUCCGACGCUUUCAACAACCCAUGUCUAUUUAGGGCCUUAAAAAUUAUUUUUCUAAUUCAAAAACUUGAAGGGAUUUCAAGGACACAUGGGAAACCCUGUAUAAUAUACUGAGAAUGUCCCGAAUGAGCCGAAUAUUUUGAUGAUUUGAGGAUGAACGUUUUCUUCCCUGUCGACAAAAACAACUCAUCAAUAUUUAAAACACAAUUUUUAAUGUACUUUUUUGUUUAUUUAUUAGGAUUUCUUCACCGAGCAGAACAACACUGACAGAGUGGUUAAUUCAGUCUAAAGCUUGUUUGAAUUCACUUGUUCUUUACUUUGGUGUUGCAAUAAAGUGGUGAUUUAAAGUUUGUCUGCACUCUAAGGAUGCAGAACUCUAAACCUUUGACAGAACCAUGUGGAGGUUGAACUCCUGUUACAGUAAAGGUCACACGUUAAUGUAAAUGCGGUGUUUGAUGAGUCAACACUUCACUUCAUUAAGCCCGGAUUUCAUUUAGACUCGGGCCUGCGGGGGGCGUCUUCGGCGGAGUUUGCACAAUAUGACGGAAAAAUAAUCUUUGACCUUUUGAAACAGUUAGUGCCAGACGGUGUCAAGUGUGGAAGUAAAUUAAUUCGGAACAUGGCUGGUAUUAAAAAUAGCUUUUAAUUAUGACACUUGGCGACUAAAUGUUUGGGUUUUGAAUUCGAGCACCGCGUGUGUGUGUGUGUUAAGAUGUUUAUUACGGAGGUCGCUAAACAAAAGAGCGUCUUUUAUAGUCUCGACACACUGAAGGUCGGGUUUGAAGAGACCGAGACAGAGUUAUUAUCAUGAAAAUUAUUAUUAUUUGUCACUUUAUAGAUAGUUUCCACUGUCCCCAACACGCAAUUUGUCUCCUUCUGCAAUGCUACUAUACUCUUUUUCAUUCUUUCAUCUUGAGAUCAUGGGAAUAAUUAUCACUUUCUUGUGAUGACAGGAUGACAAACUACUGAAAAAUAAUAAGAUUGCUUGUUGGUGCUGACACCUGCCUGUAGCUGAGAGUGUCACAAUUUAUGUUAUCAUCACGGGGGGAAAUUAGAUUUGUUUUAUCCUCCUGAGGGAAAGCAUUAAUUCAUGUUGUUGUCACAAGAAAACAAUGCUACCCGAGAUUAAGGCAAGAAUUUAUCUGGUUAUGGUGAGAAAAAGGAGUCUUGUUAUCCCCAAGAUAAAACAUGACUAUGAGAAAAUGGGCCUUGUUAUCAUAGGAUAAACACUUAGAUUUGUAAUGUAUCACAGUAACACAAGAAAACAAGCCUUAUCUUGAGUUAAUGCUUAAAUGUAUCUGUUUAUUGUGACAAAAGGACUCUUUUUAUGGGGAAAACGAGCCUUGUAUCACGAGAUAACGCAUUAAUGUGUUUCACGAUUACAAGAAAACACCACCUAUUUUGUGCCGCGAUUAACACAUCGUUAUUGCAAGAAAACAAACCUUGUUAUCUUGCGAUAACAUCAUCUUGUAUUAUCCCGAGAUAAAGCCUUAACUUGUGCUUGUUUUCUUGCAAUAAUGCAUUAUUUGUGGUGUUCUCAAGAGAAAAUGAGACUUGUUAUUUUGGGAUAAUGCAUUUAUUUAUCCUAUCACAAGAAAACAAGCCUUGUUAUCUUGUGAUAACUAUUAACUAGAUAAUGCAUUAAUAUAUAUGUGUUAUCGUCUCGUUAUCCCAGCUGACAGAGGAAAUGAGCCUUGUUAAAACAAGUCUUUCUAUCCUGAGAUAAAACUGUAAUUUGUCUCAUUAUCACAAUAAAACAAGCCUUGUUGUCUUGCAAUAACUAACUAUCUAUCUUGUUAUCACAAGAAAACAAACCAGGAAUAAAAUGUUCAGUGCAAAUGAUCUAAUUUUAUUAGUUUACUUUUACACCAAAGACAUUUAAAAAGAAAAAUACCCCGUUACACAAACCUUUGUUUUGUGUUCGCACUUACUGUAUCAUAAAGGUAUCGUCAGACUAUUAAGGCCUUUUUUUAAGGUGUUUUCUGCAAAACAUUUCCAAUGCAUCUGGAAAUAAACUAAGAUUAAACUCACAGGACAGGACGCUUAUUGAAAUAAAAAUCAUCCUUUUUCUAAUAUAUAUGAUUUAGUUCCAUUUCUCACGUGUUUGGGAAUGUGAAUGACAAUUUUUGCACUAGAUGAGCACAGAUGAACGAGUGAACGCGGCGGCACAGUGCCGCGUGACAUUAAGAUUCAAGGCCACCGUCGUUUUUUCUUUUUUUUUUCCCGCCCCCCUCUCAUUGUGAGGAAUGUGAGAUAAUAAAACCCUUUUGUUGUUGUUGUUAUUAUUAUGGGAUAGUAGGCAGAGAGAUGAAUGGGGUGGACCUUCAAUCCUGAGAGCUGUUUGUAAAUGUCACAGCAUAAAAACCCAAUUAUGGGGAUAUUUUUGUUUGUUUGAGCUGUUGUGUCUGAAAAUUCCUAAUUACACCACUUUUAUUUAUUUAGUGCAAUUGUCUUUGGUGAUUUUUUUUUUUCUCUCAUUUGUCGUUUGUACUUAAUUUUUUACACAUAGUCUCAUAUAUGUUAUGAUUUGUACUGUGAAACCUCUUAUUUAAAGUCAUGUAUAUAAACAUCAGAGUGCCUUUAUUGAUAUGCUGAUGACAUCGACAGAUGUGGGGACAUAAAUAAAAGCAAAGGACUAGCUUUAUACUUUUUUGUUCAUUUGUUUGUUUUAGACUUAAUAUUCAGUUUGGGUUUUUUUCCAGAUGUUGAUUCUUUCCUAUAUGAUUGUCACUUUUCUGUGUAAAUAUGUACAAGUUUAAAAAUAUCAUUAGCCACCAGCACAGGCAGCAGCAGCACAUCCAUGAUCCGUGGACCUGUGUCCGCUCACUAACUAGCAUGGUCACUGUUUUCAAAGAUACCCCCGGACAAUAAGACAAUAAAUACAUGCAAUAAACCA